This is a messenger RNA of Propithecus coquereli (Coquerel's sifaka), 3673 nucleotides long. It is a transcript of the gene ZBTB14, whose product is annotated as zinc finger and BTB domain containing 14. The coding region runs from base 495 to 1844 and encodes 449 amino acids. Gene Ontology annotation, cellular component: nucleus. Gene Ontology annotation, molecular function: RNA polymerase II cis-regulatory region sequence-specific DNA binding; protein binding; DNA-binding transcription factor activity, RNA polymerase II-specific. Lineage: Eukaryota; Metazoa; Chordata; Mammalia; Primates; Indriidae. Gene Ontology annotation, biological process: regulation of transcription by RNA polymerase II. The transcript has 4 exons. The record is from RefSeq and is a predicted model, not a curated record.
GUAGUGGCGAACGAAAGCGUCGGCGAGGGCCCGAAUUAACCCUUUCCCUGCUCGCCCACUUAGGAGCCCAGUGGAGUUCCGUGCCUGCGCAAGCCGGCGGCGCGCCUUCCCCCCAACCCGCACCGCGCAUGCACGGGAGGGGGGGCGGUGGGGGUGUUCACGGCCGGCUAGACAUUCUGUGCUCGUGCAGGAGGAGGGCUGCUACCAUCAGGGACGUGCACGAUUCCCCCACCCCGCCCCCUCCCCAAACUAAAAAAAAAAAAAAAUCCAAAACACACUGCCACCCACCGUGCCCCCGCGCCCCGCGUUCAUCCCGUCCCGGCCUGCGUGCUAGUGAGCGCGGGGAACCCACGGCGAGUGUCUGUGGCUGUGCCAGGCUGCAGGAUAUUGGUGUGCAGGAUGGAGUUCCUUGGGUCUGGCGUGCUUUUGAUCAGAGUUUCUCUGAUCUGAAGAUUUUCACGUUUAAGGCAUUAAGAUAAUAGCCUGAGUUGUUCAUGGAGUUUUUCAUCAGUAUGUCUGAAACCAUUAAAUACAAUGACGAUGAUCAUAAAACUCUGUUUCUGAAAACACUAAAUGAACAACGCCUAGAAGGAGAAUUUUGUGAUAUUGCUAUCGUGGUUGAAGAUGUGAAAUUCAGAGCACACAGAUGUGUUCUUGCCGCCUGCAGCACCUACUUUAAAAAGCUUUUCAAGAAGCUUGAGGUUGAUAGUUCUUCAGUAAUAGAAAUAGAUUUUCUUCGUUCUGAUAUAUUUGAAGAGGUCCUGAACUACAUGUACACAGCAAAGAUUUCUGUGAAAAAAGAAGAUGUUAACUUAAUGAUGUCAUCGGGUCAGAUUCUUGGUAUCCGCUUUUUGGAUAAACUCUGUUCUCAGAAGCGUGAUGUAUCUAGUCCCGAUGAAAAUAACGGUCAGUCAAAAAGUAAGUAUUGCCUCAAAAUAAAUCGCCCCAUUGGAGAUGCUACUGACACUCAGGAUGACGAUGUGGAAGAAAUCGGGGAUCAGGAUGACAGUCCUUCUGAUGACACGGUAGAAGGCACACCCCCGAGUCAGGAGGACGGGAAGUCGCCCACAACGACACUCAGGGUUCAGGAGGCGAUUCUGAAAGAGCUGGGGAGCGAGGAAGUUCGGAAAGUCAAUUGCUACGGCCAGGAAGUAGAAUCCAUGGAGACCCCGGAAUCAAAAGAUUUGGGGUCACAGACCCCUCAAGCCUUAACAUUUAAUGAUGGGAUGAGUGAGGUGAAAGAUGAACAGACACCAGGCUGGACCACAGCUGCCAGUGACAUGAAGUUUGAGUAUUUGCUUUAUGGUCACCAUCGGGAGCAGAUUGCCUGCCAGGCGUGUGGUAAGACAUUUUCUGACGAAGGCAGACUGAGGAAGCAUGAGAAACUCCACACGGCAGACAGGCCAUUUGUCUGUGAGAUGUGUACGAAAGGUUUCACCACACAGGCCCACCUGAAAGAACACCUAAAAAUCCACACGGGGUAUAAGCCCUACAGUUGCGAGGUGUGUGGAAAAUCAUUUAUCCGCGCCCCAGACUUAAAGAAGCACGAGCGAGUUCACAGUAAUGAAAGACCGUUCGCGUGCCACAUGUGUGACAAAGCCUUCAAACACAAGUCCCACCUCAAGGAUCACGAAAGAAGACACAGAGGGGAAAAGCCUUUUGUGUGUGGCUCCUGCACCAAGGCCUUUGCCAAGGCAUCGGAUCUGAAAAGGCACGAGAACAAUAUGCACAGCGAGAGGAAGCAAGUUACCCCCAGCGCCAUCCAGAGCGAAACGGAACAGUUGCAGGCCGCAGCGAUGGCGGCGGAAGCCGAGCAGCAGCUGGAAACAAUCGCCUGCAGCUAGAGGUGAUGGGACAGGAACGCUGUGCCUGGACUCGCAGUGAUCGUGGUGAAUGAACGGCAGUUCCUCUAUUUUUGUGGAAGUGUGUGGAGCAUUGUACUCGUUGGACUGAAGGCAGUGCUUGGUUAGGUAUUUUUAAAACUUUUCGAGGAAAUAAUGUUCCUAAGUUCUGACCAAACAGUUUCGCCGUCCUGUCUGGUGUCUAGUAUUCGUGUUGCCAGGAAACUCCCCACCCCUCUUUUUUUAUGAUUUUAAUUUGAGAACUCCUGUGUCCAGUUUAGAAGUGAGAGACUUCCAUUUUAAAUUCCUCUACACUCGCUGGUGAGUGCACUGCACAGAGUGAGAAUUAAGUAAAUCGAUUUCCUAAUCAUCACAAUUCUAUGUGACUUAUGGUCAAAACAGCAGUUUUAAUAACUUAAAGUACUUCAGAUAGACGCAGAAAAUACUGAUGGGUGGUUGACCAAGAACACUGCGCAAAUAUGAAAACAAGUUCUGGAAAUGCAGAAUGGUAUUAGAUUUAUAUUUGGUUUGUUAAUUUUAUAUGACUGUUUUUCACUGUUUUUUUUUUUUUUGUGGACAAAUAAUGGUUACUUUGCUGAAGGGUUUCUUCAUCCACUUUGAUUGCCCUUUACCUUCCCCCAAAGCUGUAGUCAUACGUACUGAAGGCUGAGCAAAGCUACCCGAGUGAUGUUGGUCUUGGGGCUGAGUUCUCAGGAUCCUCUUAGGCACGGCCACUCUGCACCAGCUGGGAUCUGUGGAGUGAACCAGCGGUGAGAGGAGUAGAAAAGGCUCUCAGAGACAAGGUUUUACGUGUGCAGCUAUUCCAAGAUUACUAGAUUAAAGUCAUUCUUAAUUGAUUUUGGAAUUGGAUUUUUAUUUAGGAUCAAAAUUAGGGCAAGAACAGAUAUUUCUUCAAAUUCAUUUGUGUAACUUAACAGAAUGUCAUCACGCUUUGGGGCUCUCUGCAGCACAUGAUUUAUCCAUAAAGGAGAUUCAAUAUGCUUACUUAAUAAAUUUGAAAUCUUUUAAGUGUGUAAAUAGUAGUGUUGGUCUUACGUAUUUCAAGUAAAAGCAGACAGCUGUACUUUUUUUGCACAUUGGAUUAAAAUAGCUUCCAUCAGCAACAAACAUCAGACUGUUUUUAACAAAUAUUAAAGAUUGUCAGACCAAAUGUUUGUUUCAAAGUAUAUUUCCUCACUGGUUACCAUUUUAAAUAGAAGUUGAUUGCCUUUUCAAAGCCGUAAAUCAGAAUUACAAACUCUGUUCCAGUUUUGGUGUACUAAAUGUUCUUUUAACCAUUUCUUUAGGAGUACAUUGAAAUGCCAACAAUAGUUUGAAUUACAUUCUGUAAUAAAGUAUUAGUCAAUUAUUUUAGAAUAUGUAGAAUUGUAGAAAACAUCAACUUUUUAAAAUUCAUUUUUGGUUGCUAGGAUUUUUAAAAAAAUAUUAAAGUCAUUUCAUUUCAUAGCUUGUUGCAUUAACACCUGUAAUUACUAUUGUGGGAGAAAUUUUAUUUUUAAAAUUGGUGUAUAUGUUAUGCCCAAGAUUGUAGGAUGAAGACAGUACCUUUUUAAAAAAUUUAUUUAUUGGUAAAAUGUUUAAUUUAGCUUAAAAUUAAUUUAAUUUCUUUUCUUGAAAGUUUUUUAUUCUGUACUAAAAGUAGUCCUGUCACUGUGUUUUUAUGCUUUUAGUAGAUGGGGAACUGAUUGCUGUUCCUGGGCUGUUUUAACCAAAGCAAAGGAAAAAUAAUUUAACAUCUUGUUGAUGGCCGCUUCAACAACCCUUAGUUUGGUCCUUCAUUUUUGUAUAUAAAAGAAAAUAUACUUCUUUCA